UUCUGUAAUCAUGAAAAGACGCCAUGUUUUGCCCCUCUACUUUCUCCCAACGUUUGUUUACGACGAACGAUUCCAUUUAUUCGAGGUUAAAGAAUCAAAAUUCCGUUUCUACGCUGUGCAAAUUACCAAUUGAAACAUGGAAACAAUAUUGGAACAGCAGCGAAGAUAUCAUGAAGAACGUGAGCGUUUAGUCGAUGCCAUGGUGAAGGAAAUGCUCUUCAAAAAAUCAACAUAUCGUGAAGGUAUUAACUCGGACCAUCGAUUAAAAUAUCUCCUGGACAAGUACAUUGAAGGUACAGGGCGUUUAAUCGAUUUGUAUGAAGAUAAAGAUGGUGUUCGAAAGGCUGAAGUUGCUGCACUUACUGGACCUAAUGAAUUUCAAGAGUUUUACAACAGGUUGAAGCAAAUUAAAGAUUUCUACAGGAAACAUCCAAAUGAGAUCAGUGUUCCAAUGUCAGUUGAAUUUGAUGAAUUGACCAAGGCCAGAGAGAAUCCAAGUGAAGAAAUGGCCAAUAUGGUGGAAUUUUCUGAUGAAGAAGGCUAUGGAAAGUUCCUUGAUCUUCAUGAGUGCUAUGAAAAGUACAUUAAUUUGAAAGGCAUUGAAAAACUGGAUUACAUUACUUACCUGGGAAUGUUUGAUCAACUGUAUGACAUUGCAAAAGAGCGCAAAACAGGCGAAUAUCGUCGAUAUUUACUCUCGUUGAUUGAGUAUCUCACUUGGUUUGUUCAAAGGAUUAAACCUCUAAUGGAUAUGGAAACCGAGUUGCGCAGGGAAGCAGAUGUGGUGCUGGUACAAUGGGAAUCAGGAUCAGUUCCUGGAUGGCCGAAAGAAACGGGUUCUGCUCUUGCUAAUGUCGGUGCCCAUCUAGAACUCUCCGCAUUUUCAUCCUGGGAGGAACUCGCCUCUUUAGGUCUUGACAGAUUAAAAUCCGCUUUGAUGGCGCUGGGUUUAAAAUGUGGUGGGACUUUAGAAGAACGCGCGCAAAGACUUUUUGCUACCAAAGGCAUGACUUCUUUGGAUCCAUCAUUGCUAGCAAAAAACAAAGCUGGCAGAGCAUCGAAAGAAAAAGAACAACUACGCCAUCGUGAGUUGGCGUGUAUGGAAGCACAGGUUUACCGCUUAGCCGAGUUGGUUUCCGUUCAACGUGCGGCUACGAAAGAGAACGUACAACGUAAACAGGCGCGCACAGAUGGGGAAAGAGACGAUAGUGAAAACGAGGAGAGUGAUGAGGAGAGUAUUGAAGAUGAUUCCGAUGAAGUGCCGUAUAAUCCGAAGAAUUUACCGCUUGGAUGGGACGGAAAGCCUAUUCCAUAUUGGUUGUACAAACUCCAUGGUUUGAACAUCAGUUACAACUGUGAAAUUUGUGGUAAUUAUGUGUACAAAGGACCGAAAGCCUUUCAGCGACAUUUUGCUGAGUGGAGACACGCGCAUGGUAUGAGGUGCUUAGGCAUCCCGAAUACAGCGCAUUUUGCUAAUGUCACACAAAUUGAGGAUGCGUUAGCACUAUGGGAGAAACUUAAGGUUCAGAAGCAGACGGAACGUUGGCAGCCGGAGACCGAAGAGGAAUACGAAGAUUCUCAAGGAAAUGUUGUCAAUCGGAAGACUUACGAGGAUCUCAAGCGACAGGGACUGCUUUAAUUUAGAAACAUUUUAUUGCUUAAUUUUAUAAAUACUUACUAUUAUAACAAUUGUCUUGUCUUGUCAUGUCACAAAAGAGAUGGAAACAGCAUUUUUCGGUUAUAAUUAUAUGUAUUUUGUUUAUACCUAAUCUUUACAUUUGCAUUCAGUGGGAAUCAGGAUUAGAACAUGAGCAUAAUAUAAUUAAGCUUAAAAAAGUGUGUAUUAGGUGCAUAUUGGGUUGCUUAUUAAUUAUAGAAAAAAUUGAUUUUAUUUGAACAUGUUUUAAAUUAAUAUUUAAUGUUUAAAUACAAUGAUAUUAUUUUAUGAAUAAAUUUUGUACCUUUAGAAAGUAUAA
Dalotia coriaria is the source of this 1976-nucleotide messenger RNA. It is a transcript of the gene noi, whose product is annotated as splicing factor 3a subunit 3 noi. Bases 137 to 1639 code for a protein of 500 amino acids. Lineage: Eukaryota; Metazoa; Arthropoda; Insecta; Coleoptera; Staphylinidae. The record is from RefSeq and is a predicted model, not a curated record. Gene Ontology annotation, molecular function: RNA binding; zinc ion binding. The transcript has 8 exons. Gene Ontology annotation, cellular component: spliceosomal complex; nucleus. Gene Ontology annotation, biological process: mRNA splicing, via spliceosome.